This is a messenger RNA of Clunio marinus, 1817 nucleotides long. Lineage: Eukaryota; Metazoa; Arthropoda; Insecta; Diptera; Chironomidae. The record is from the annotation of a GenBank genome assembly.
AUUGAAAAAUAUACGAAGUCAAUUUUAAGACAUUUUGUACAGAAUAUUAAAAAACUUUGUAUGAAAUAGUCGUGUUUUUAAGUUUAACGUCGAAGUGAGAUAAUAAAACGAACUAGAGCAGCACUGCGUGGCGUUCUUUUGGGUGGAUAGAGACUCGAAUAAAGAUUAAUUGAUCAUUGAGAGGGUUUUUUUGUAUUCCCAUGCUUAAGACUGCUGCUUCUCAUGUUUUGUGACGUAUUUUUUGUAAAGCAGACAUUGCUGUGAGCGUGAAUAUUAUUGAACUCAAAGUAUUCGUUAGUAAUUAAAGAGAAAAGAAAAAAAAAUUAAAGAAGCAAGAAAGAAAUUGUUUGUUAAAGUGAAGGAAAACAGCUACAAAGUGGAUAACAUAAUUUUAAGUUUUAUGAACGAAAUUCAACAACAGCAACAAUAUUACAAUAUGGUCAACACAAGUAAAAUGGGUGACUUGGAUGUCAAUUUGAUUACGUUGUAUGCUCGAACACCGGCCCUGUAUGACAAACGUAAUCCCUUCUAUAAAGAUAAACAGUAUUCGGAACGAGCAUGGAACGACAUUUCAAUGAAGUUGGGAUACAAAGGUAAUCGCUAUCAGCACGAUGAUGUCGCUGACUUAGAUACUGAAAGUCUUGAUCCUUUUUCAGUUGAAAUUCUUAAAGAUCGCAUGCUUCAACUUCGAAACCGAUAUAAUCUUGAGAAGAGAAAAAUUGAAUCGAUGCGAUCAGCAACAUGUCCAAAUCCAAAAUCAACGUGGGCACUGUACAAGUAUUUACUCUUUUUCGACGGGCACAUCAAACAACGACGAUCCUACAAGAUGCUCAAGAAGAUACAAGACGCUGAGGCUGAGAAAUCUCGUAGUAGCGAUAAUCGACAUGAGAACUCUAUGGCGAGCUCAUCUAAUAACGAAUCAUUCUCUGGUGAUUUUGCCUUGAUGUCUAAUUUCAUGCGCGAUCGCAAUAAUUCCAUGAAUGAGAUUAAGAAUGAAGAAGAUUCCGACCUUGACAUGGUCGAAGCCAUUCCAAUACUCAACGACAAUUCAUCUGAUUCUCAAAUAUUAAAUUUUAACAAUGCCAAUGGUGCCAAAAACGGUAAUGCUUCGAAUCAUCAAAAUACGGAGAGCAGUCCUAUAAAUGAUUCUUCUGGUGGUCCGCCACCAAUGACCAUUAUUCCCCAGCAUCCUUAUGCUGCAACAACUACCUCAACAUCCUACGACAGUUUCGCCAAUCUUGAUAAAAAGUUCAACAAAUACAAUGCAUUUGGACAAUUUAUUGCAGCUUCAUUAGCUGAUUUAACUGACGAUAAAGCGACCGAUGUUAUGCAACGAAUAACAAUGGAAAUAUUUGCAGCCCAACGCGAUCUAAAUUAACUUCUCAUGAACAUAAAUAAUUUAAUGAUUUUCCAUUUUCCUUCUACAUUGAUUGCCAAGUAAACAACAAACCAACAAGUCCGAGGAACAAUAAAACAAAACAAAUUUUCAUUAAUUAAAUAUUAUUGAUUUAAAAUACUAUUUAAGUUAUAAGUUCUCGACUAAAUAAGUAUGAGGCCAUCUUCACUCAUAUUAUUGAAUAAAACCUGCAUUCGUAUUUUUUUAUUGUAUCAGAACCGCAAUCGUUCAAAUUUGAACAAAAAUAAAGAACAAUAAAGAAUAUCGUCGUCAUUUAAGAUACAAGAAAUUAAAUAAUUCUCUAUUUUGAUUGAAAUGUUAUUGGCUUAUGACUCGAAUGAGCAUUGAAAAAAAUUAUUUAGUAUCUGAAAUGAAAUAUUUAUAUGCAUGAAUAUUAAGAGAAGAAUUGCUUCGAAUUCAA